AUGUCGCUACCCGACGGCGAGCCACAUGUCAACGGUUCAAGCCCACCCUCCACCCCGAAACGUGGCCUAUCACUUACCGAGUACGCCGCAAACCCUACACCGCGAAACGGUCGCAGCACCCCCACCGUCAAAUAUGACGUUCCUCCAGACCUACUACUUCCUAACGGAUACCCGGACUACCUGAGACUGAUAUUGAGCUCACGGGUGUACGAUGUGGUCACAGAGUCUCCAUUAUCACAUGCAGUCAAUCUGUCUAAUCGGCUAGAAUGCAAGGUGUGGCUCAAGCGGGAGGAUCUUCUCCCAGUGUUCUCGUUCAAGCUCCGGGGUGCCUACAACAGGAUGGCAAACCUACCAGACAGCAAGAGAUGGAAAGGCGUCAUUGCUUGCUCCGCCGGCAAUCAUGCUCAAGGAGUAGCAUACUCCGCAAGGCAUCUCAAGCUCCCCGCAACUAUUGUCAUGCCCCAGGGCACGCCGGCUAUCAAGCACAAAAAUGUGAGCAGACUCGGUGGUAACGUGGUGCUACAUGGCCAGGACUUCGACUCGGCUAAGGCGCACUGUCUUGAGUUGGAGAAGCAACAUGGCUUGACGAAUAUUCCGCCCUUUGACGAUCCCUAUGUCAUUGCUGGUCAAGGAACCAUUGGCGUGGAACUCCUCAGGCAGACCUCCAUGCACAAGCUAAAGGCCAUCUUCUGCUGUGUAGGUGGUGGAGGCCUCAUUGCUGGCAUUGGCGCGUACGUCAAGCGGAUAGCUCCCCAUGUCAAGAUCAUCGGCGUCGAGGCCAGCGACGCGAACGCACUGGUGCAGUCAUUGAAAGCAGGCAAACGAGUGAUGCUCGAAGAAGUUGGGUUAUUCGCCGAUGGCGCCGCAGUGAAGACCGUGGGUGAAGAAACGUUCAGGAUAUGCCAAGAGGUGGUGGAUGAAGUUGUACAGGUGAGCACUGACGAGAUUUGUGCGGCAAUCAAGGACGUCUUUGAGGAUACUAGGUCUAUCCUCGAACCUGCCGGAGCCCUCUCGCUGGCUGGCCUGAAGAAGUGGGUAACUCAAAAUCCUUCUGCGGAUACGAGCCGAGAGCUCGUGGCGGUGGCCAGCGGCGCGAACAUGAAUUUCGAUCGCUUGCGCUUUGUCGCAGAGCGUGCGACCUUGGGUGAGCAGAAGGAGGCUCUACUCACUGUGUCCAUCCCGGAGAAGCCUGGCGCGUUCGCGCACCUAGUUGAGGCUGUCCUCCCACAAGCUGUUACCGAAUUCAGCUACAGAUAUGCUACCUCCUCCCAAGCCAACGUCAUGAUGGGUAUCUCAGUUGCCUCGGCAGCUACGAGAGAUGACGAACUUGAGGCUCUCUUCACCCGGCUCGCUACCGAAGGCAUGGUAGCACAUGACGUCUCGGGGGAUGAACUGACGAAAACACAUAUCCGCUACUUCAUGGGUGGACGCUCGAGUGCACCGGAUGAGCGGCUCUUCAUGUUCAAUUUCCCAGAACGCCCGGGCGCUCUAUUCAAGUUCCUGCACCUGAUGCGGCCCGGUCAGAACAUCUCCCUCUUCCAAUACCGCAACGUCGGCGGCGAUAUUGCCAAGAUCCUGGUCGGCAUACAGUGCCCAGGUAGCGAGAGGGACGAUCUGAACUCAUUCUUGAAAGAGAUUGGAUAUCCCUAUUCGGAGUGCACCGACAGCGCAGUUUAUAAGACCUUCUUGAGGGACUAG
Molecule: messenger RNA, 1698 nt
Organism: Cyphellophora europaea CBS 101466
Lineage: Eukaryota; Fungi; Ascomycota; Eurotiomycetes; Chaetothyriales; Cyphellophoraceae
Product: threonine ammonia-lyase, biosynthetic
Exons: 1
Coding region: 1-1698 (565 amino acids)
Biological process (GO): L-threonine catabolic process
Molecular function (GO): threonine deaminase activity; pyridoxal phosphate binding
Source: RefSeq, a predicted model, not a curated record